Molecule: messenger RNA, 1430 nt
Organism: Aspergillus aculeatinus CBS 121060
Lineage: Eukaryota; Fungi; Ascomycota; Eurotiomycetes; Eurotiales; Aspergillaceae
Exons: 2
Coding region: 80-1243 (387 amino acids)
Biological process (GO): rRNA processing
Molecular function (GO): snoRNA binding
Source: RefSeq, a predicted model, not a curated record
GCAAUAACAUUUCUCCAUGCAAAACAACUGGGAGAGAAGGUCCGGGGAAAUUUUCUUUUUUCUUUAUCUCAACCUUUAAAUGUUUGCGCAGUUUAUGACCGCAGCAAAGGGGCUAUUCAAUCGAUCGACGGACUCCAACGGAAAAAGCACACUUCCCAAAAAUUUCGCCCCGGACAGCGUUACUAGCGCCGCCGUUAUUACGCCGAAGAAGAUGGUCACAGCCACUAGACGGCGGAAAUUUACCGCCGAGCAGUCCGCGGAGCCUGAAGUUGGGGCAAGCUCGAUUGAAAAAACGGCGAUCAACGGAAAGCGCAAAUCCGAGCCAAACACCACCACCUCCUACAAGACGCAGAAUAACGGCAAACGGCGAAAGCGGGGCAGCAGCAGCCUAGAGGACGUGCAGGAAUUGGAGGACGACGAGAUGGCUACGACGACGACAGCGACGACGACUACUAGCAAUAAGAAGGCGAAGAUGGUGGAGGAGGAUAGUGAUAGUGAGGUUCAGGAGGAGACGCCAGUUGCUGUUGCUGCUCCCCCGGCCGCCAAAAAGAAGCAUUUCCGAUUCGAUAGCGAAGAGCCGGAAGUGCCUGAGAUGGAGGAGGAAGUUGCGGAGACGCCGCAGGGCGUGGAUGCGGAUGAGGAGGAGGAUAGCAGUGAUGACGAGGCUCCUGAGGCUGUUGAUAACUCCGCGCAACUGUCCAAGAUUCGGAUGGAGGCGAAGAGACAGGAGAGGGCUAAGCAAAUAGAGGAGCAAUUGAAACGAGACAAGAGAAAACAACUCGACGAUCUGCGCAAGCUCCAGGCGAAGUCGGCCAACAAGAAACGAGAGGCCGAGGAUCAGCUAUCAGAAAGCACCGAGACCCUUCAGGGUACCACGACAGAAAGUGCCCGGAGGUCUGCGCUCCCCGCUCUCCUCCCGGACGAUAUCCUGAAUGCCGCCCCCGACGUUCGCCCACCGACCCCUCCCGCCGAAGAGAUGGAGAUUGUGCAACCCAAGCCCACCAAAUUGAGGUUCCUGGACAAGAAGGAGAAGGCCCCGAAGGAUUUGCAGAUGGGCGACGUCACGAUCCGUGUGCUGGAUGGAGAUGUAUCACGGAAGAAGUCGAAGACUGCACUUCCACCCAAGUCCUCGAAGAGCAGCCAGAACGCGAGACAAGCCUGGUUGAGUGCCUCUCGCAGUACGGCCAAGGUCAACGGGAUAAGAAGAACGGCUGGCGGUUCCUCGGGGUUUGUGCGCAAAUAGCAGGUCUUUGGCGCGCUUAACUCCGUCUCGUAGUAGGGAUUUUUUAAUGAAAUCAAAAGUAUAUCCUGUAUCUAUUUUCUGUCUACAUGUUGGCUUGAGCUCGGGUCGCCAGCGAUGACUUCCGGGCGCUUUAUGUUUCUUCGCAUAGUCCAUAUUGAGUCGAGGCUUUCGGAUCUUCAUGCAAGAC